Messenger RNA from Euleptes europaea (tarantolino), 2806 nucleotides. RefSeq names its product multimerin 2 (gene MMRN2). The record is from RefSeq and is a predicted model, not a curated record. The coding region runs from base 1 to 2805 and encodes 934 amino acids. The transcript has 6 exons. Gene Ontology annotation, molecular function: protein binding. Lineage: Eukaryota; Metazoa; Chordata; Lepidosauria; Squamata; Sphaerodactylidae. Gene Ontology annotation, biological process: negative regulation of cell migration involved in sprouting angiogenesis; negative regulation of vascular endothelial growth factor receptor signaling pathway.
AUGGAUAUUUUCAUAGCUUUCCUCUCCUCCACUAGAAACUGGUGCUCCUUCAUGCAGUCUCGGCUGGUGACGUACGUAGGCGUUUGCACAACAGAGAAGUACGUUGUCAAAUCACAGCAACCAUGUCCACAUGGGACUCCAGAUUGCCAGAAGAUCAUGUACAGAACAGCUUUAAAGCCAGUCUAUCAGAUAAAGCAAAAAGUCCUGAGCUCUGUACACUGGAAGUGUUGCCCCGGCUACACUGGCAAGAACUGUGAACACCACGACCCUAAUUUCUUUCCAGUGCCCACCACUGAACCAGGAGGUUGGGAAGAAGAAAAGGAGGCACUCUUAGGCCGAGCAACUACAUCGCUGGACCCCCAAGACAUCCUGCAAGCUCACCAGAGCCAGGAAGCACUGCUGGAGGAUCUGCAGAAUGACAUCCAUCAGGCGACGAGCAACUUAGGAGUGUUGCAGAAGGCAUUUCAUUACAACAUCAGUCGUCCGAGAGUAGAGGCGAGUCACAACCAAACAGGAGUACAGGAACAAUUCCUCCAGCAAAUGGUUGUUUCCCAUGUAGAGAGUUUCCUAAAGGAACAUUUUAACCCAGUCUGGUCUAGCUUCAAUAAAAGUCUACAGGAUCUUUCCACCAUGCUGAAAAAUCUCUCGCAUAAUGUUGAGGCCAAUCGGAAAAGCAUUGAGAAAUUCCAAGAAAGCACUGUGCCAAAGAAGGACUUCCAGGAGCUUGGAACCAAGUUUGAAUCCAAAAUCCAGGAAAACAUAUGGAGAGUGGACCAGAUGAAGAGAAAAAUAGACACUCAUUUACACUUACGGCAGACAGCGAUGCACUACAAUCUGACCAUGAUCAAAACAGACACUGACACAAAGCUGAAGCGAUAUCACAAGAUACAACACUCUUAUUUGUUAGCCUUAAACAACAGCCUAACAGACAUGAGACAAGAACAAGACAAUCUUCGCAAUGAGCUGGAGACUCUGAACAGAAACUUGGUAGGAUUCCCAGGGCAAUACAACAACCUAAAUGAGGAAGCUACCCAAACCCACAUUCAGAUCCUCAAUCAAACCCUAGUAGGGCACGCACAACAGCUAAAGGAGCUCUAUGAAGAAUCUGAUGAGUUGUACGAUGAUAUUAACAAGUUACAGGUUUCCAUUAAUGCGUUCAAAGCCAGCUCAAAGAGUGAAAUGGAGGAGCUUAGAGUGGCCUUGAUAGAGAAAAGUCUUAUCAUAGAGGAAUACAAAGAAGACUUGGAAAGGAAGAUCCUAGCCCUCAACGAUAGUCUGGAAAACAAUAGAGAGAACCACUUGAACCUAGAGAGGUCUAUGAAAGCAUGCCAUUGUGUAAAACUACCUUCGGACGUUGAUGCGGAAGAGCAAGCGAACACCACCCGUGCAAUCAGAGAGGAAAUGAACAAAUUUGAGGCUCGUUUAAAAGCUCUCAAGAAUGAAAUCGAUGAUCUUGCUACAGCUUUUCGCCUUUUUCAUCAACCUCUAGAUUUCCAGCAAAAACAGAGUCGAGAGCUGGAAGGUGAAGUCUCUCUUCUUAAGGCCCAGGCGGAAGCAUUGUCUGAGGAUAUUGGUGUCCUGAGAAAAACUGACGAGAGAAUGCACUGGCAAAUCAAGUAUCUCAACAGCUCUUUUAACUCUUUGUUGGUAGAUGCUAUGAGACAUGAGACAGCACUAGAGGCCUUGCUUGGAGAAGAAAUUAUGGAACUUUUGACCGAAGAAGACCCUAGCUCCUUAAUACCAUCUCUUGAUCAACUUCAGGAGGCUUUCAGACUAAUUUUGGACAACCUUGAGAAGGAGAAUAUCACCAUAGAAUCUCUUAUGAAGAAAACUGAGUCUUUGGAGCUGGAUCGUGAGAACACCCCCAAUGGCCAUAAAUCUCUUAUGCAUCCCACCCUUGAAAAGCAAACAGAGAACACAGUGAAAAAAGCCAAUGUCCAACAUGGCAGUGUGGAACAUAUGGAGCCAAACCAUGAAGCUGCCAUGGAAGACAUCCCGGAUAAUCCAGCAUACCAUGAUAUCAUGAUCCUAAAGAAAGAGAUUGAACACCUUAGCAGGGAAAUGAAGAAAUAUGAAUUACAAAGGGAUCAGGCCAAUCUCUGCUGUAAUCACACCAUGGUUGACGUGAUGGAUCCACUCAACGUUGCAUUGGAGAAUUUGAGGGAAGAACUUGCUUUGACCAAGCAAACCUUUGACGAGCAUCUGCAAAUCUUUCAAAAGCUGUUUGGAAGUAACCAAGAACUAGCUGCCACAAACAUAAGUUUGGAUGUUGCAAAGAUUCAAUCGAUGAUGGGCAGACAGGUGAGAAAGCAGCUUAAAGUUCAGGAGCGGCAAAAAACGAGGGACAAGAACGAGGCCAACCAUCACAGGGAAGGUACUUUGAAUGGAAGAAACAAGAUACAGGCAGAGCUCUUGGAGACAGACUCACUGGUGGCAUUUUAUGUGAAGUAUCCAGAAGGAAGAGAAGGACUGAGCCUCAACAGAACAUAUCUCAAUUACGGAGAAGGGUAUUUCCCUGAACGCGGCUACUUCAAGUCUCCUCACAGUGGUGUUUACAUGGUUGCCAUCAGCAUGGAGUUUAGCCCAGGAACCGCCCUGGGGCAACUGGUUUUUAGCAACGGGCACAGAAUGACAGUAAUGGGCAGCAAGAAGAGAAAGGGACAUGGAGGAGGCACCACGACAGCUUUUGCAUUAGUGGAGCUCAAAAGGGGGGAGCACAUGUGGUUUGAGCUGCUGCAGGGCUCUACAGUGAUGCAGAACCCAGCUGGGAUGAGCAUGGCUGGAUUUCUCAUAUUCAAAACUUGAA